AUGUGGUUUGUGAUGGUCGUCGCGCAAAGGUUGAAUUUACAACCGAUUGGCAACUCGAUGCGAAUCGGCGUGAUCUCACAGUUAAUUCGCUUUUUUUGGGUAAUUUUUCAAGCAUCUUAUCUUGAUGGCACUGUUAUCGAUUAUUUCAAAGGAAUGAGUGAUUUAGAGAAACGAAGGAUUGCUUUUGUUGGUGAUGCCACACAAAGGAUACAGGAGGAUUAUUUAAGAAUUUUGCGAUAUUUUCGAUUUUUUGGUCGACUAGCACCAUGUGGUGAUGCACAUGAAAAAGAAACGCUGGAUGCAAUUGUAGCGAAUAAAAGCGGCAUGAAAGAUAUUAGUGGUGAACGAAUUUGGAGUGAACUGAAGAAAAUAUGUGUGGGACGGCUGGGCGGCGAAGUAAUAACAACCAUGCUAAAGCAAUGUGGCCUGGCUUUAUUGCUGGGACUUCCAGAAAAUGCAGAUACUGCACAUUUCUGCCAAAUGCACAGGCGAUUUCAUCCAAAUAUUGAAGCAAUGACAUUACUAACAUCAUGCAAACUAUCACAUGCGGAAAAAUCGUUAGCCGAAUUUAUCAUGCAACAUCGCGAUGCAGCAGAAAAGGAUGCUGCAAAUGAUGUGUUUUUCAAAAAUGUGCUGUUACACGAAGAACGGUUACAUAAAUUCACAAGAAAGAAAGUGCAAACGAGUCGAGAGAAGGUCAUCGAAUUAGCGAAAUACGCUAUGUCCGAUGACCGGAUUAUCAAUGAAAUAAGAGCGUGGGAAACCCCGGUUUUUCCGGUCAGCGGUCUUGACCUAAUGCACAGCAAUGUUCCAAGUGGUCAACACGUCAAAAAGAUCUUGGAUCAUCUUUUCAAAUUAUGGAUUGAGAGUCAGUGGAAAAUGGACCAGGAAGAGUUGUUGAAGCACAUAGAUGACAUCGAGUGGCGCAAUGAGAAAUCACGUUCAACACAAAAGCGAAAGCAUUCUUUCGAGGAUCGAUGA
Gongylonema pulchrum is the source of this 981-nucleotide messenger RNA. Lineage: Eukaryota; Metazoa; Nematoda; Chromadorea; Rhabditida; Gongylonematidae. The record is from the annotation of a GenBank genome assembly.